GAAAAAAAGCCCAGACGACAAACUAGAUGUGUUAAAAAAUCUGAUGAUUCAUCACAUAGCACGCAAUCCCAUUUCGAAUAAAAACAUUAUUAAAAUUGAGAAAAUUAACUUGUGACCGAUGCAUAAAAAUCUUUGGAAACAGGCAGAUGUGCCCAGUGAGAUAUAAAAAAUUGAGUUUUACUAUUUGCCCAUGGCUACUUUCUGCAUAAUGAUGUCAUACUAUUCUACGUUCGUUUAUGAUUUAAAAAAAAUAAAUUAAGUAAAUCAUUCAUAAUUCAUAACUAUUAGAUUCGGGUAAAUACAAUAAACUGAAUUAUGAGAAACAAGUCGUGGUUUAGUUUGCCGAGUCGUAUCUAAAACAAGAAGACAACAAACGUAAGAAAAUAACAUUUGAUUUCUUCUGUUUUUCUAAACUAGAUAUGGCAGUGUAAUUAAACUACGAUAAGACGUUACAUACUCAACUACUUAUACUACGCUACUAUUGUAAUACUGUCGUUUAUGUAAUUUUUAUAUGCCAACUGUAUAAUUUACAUACCUAAAAAACUACUAUACCUAAUACCCAUAUAAUUCUUAUAAUAGCGACGAUAAAGGCUAUAAAUUUAAAGUCGGUGUAUAAAAAAAAACCCAUUCUGCUUCAUUAUGAGAAAAAAAUAGAAAAAACGAAGGAAUGAAACGGAAUAAUAAUAAUAUUAAUAAUAAUAAAACAAUAAUGAUGAUGAUGAUGAUGAUGAUGAUGAUGAUAAACCACGAAGAAAUUAACACGUUUAAAAAAUGGAACAUACAUAUUAUAAAAUAAUAAAUUAUUAUUAUUAUUAUUGAAUUAUAGUAAAUUAUAAAUAAUCAUGUAUUAACUAAUUAUAUUAUAUACAUAUAUAUUUGUAUGUGUUACGCCUGGAUGUACACAUAUUCAUAUAUGUAAUAUAUAAAUAUAAGAAUAUGGGUCUGUAAACUAUCAUCAAGUAAUGUAACAAAAUACCAAAUUGUAUAACAUUUUAAGUAUUGUUUGAAAAAAAAAAUGAAAGAAAAACAAACGGAAAGACCCAGCAAUAAUACAAAAUGUAAAUAUUAAAUCAAUAAUGGUAUUAUUUAUCAUUGGGUUUCUUCCUCUCUGAUAUUUACUCACAAAACAGAUUCACACAUUUAGUAUGAUUUAUUACUCAAUAAGUACUACUUACAACAGUUUUGGUAUAAAGUUUCAUUGAAGAUUUUUUGAAGUUCUUCUGAUUAUAUGUGUUUCAAUACGCAUGUACAAACAGUAGACUUAUCAAGUCUGAAUUAGUUGUUGGUCACCUUUGUGACCUCUGAAUCAUAUGUAUGUGAUAAUUGAACAUCAUUGAAGCCAAUUCAUUCCACUUGUACUGAUACCCGGGGCUAUAUAAGAGCUGCAGGUUCUCUUGGUAAAGCGUUAAUAUUCGAUGUGGUGUAUCUUAUGACAAAUCAUCUUACAAAAAGUUCAGUUUGCUCAUCGAUUCUGUUAGGGUGGAAAAAUGACAGCUGGUAAUUUAUUAUUAUUCAUUAAUGUUAUUGCAUUCUUGUAACAGAAUCUGCAAAUAGUUGAAAUUCCAGAAAUUUUUUCCGGGACGGAAUUAUUUAUGAUCAAAUUUCCAAAUGUAAAAUCUAUCCCAGUACUUUAUCAAUGGCUGCGAGAUCACUGCAGAAAUCUUUCUUUUGCCCGACAGAUGUGACGAGUGUUAUAAUGCAACCACAAAUCAGAGGAAUAUCACUAUUCUAGAUUUUCCAGAAAAUAUAGCCCCUUCAAAAUAUGAUUGCUCUGAGGGAGUACUCCAAGUAACUUGUAAGUCAAAGAAUUUUGUUCAUGACCAAAUUAGCCAGUUUCCUUGGUAUUGAAUUUCAAGGGAUGGGUGGGCACAAAUCUGACUACCAACUAUCUUGGCUAUUGAAGAAUGCUGGAUUCAUAGGAGAUGAUAGUGAGGAAGAAAAAAUACCAAGAAUUCCAUGGCAGAAAUUACCAGACAUAGCCCGAGUCGGUUUGAAACCCUACCUCAACAAUGAUGCUGGUUUGUCCUCUAUAAUUUCAUCCGUUCUGCGUUAUGGGAUAGGAAUUGUCACCGGUGUGGAUCCUACCCUUGCUGCGACCGAAGAGGUCAUCACCAGGAUAGCACCGGUUCAAAAAACUCUAUUUGGUGAAAUGUGGGAAGUGAAUCAUAAUGGCAAUGAUGCUGAUGUGCUCGAAAACGGUGAUCUUCACGUUUUCCAGGAUACCGCGUAUACCGCUAUUGCUCUCAGAGCUCACACAGACAAUACCUAUUGGUGCGAUGCUGCAGGACUGCAGGUCUUUCACAUGUUGAAACCAGCCCCUAUCGGAGGAGAAACGCUUUUCGUGGAUGGCUUAAGUGUCACUCUCAAACUAAAAGCAGAGCAUCCAGAAGCUUAUGAAAGAUUAACACAUACUCCAAUCUCGGCAACAUACAUAGCGGAUGGUCAGCAUCACGUAUAUCGGGACCCUAUCAUAAAGCUGGAUCCUGUAACGAAAAAACUUUUGCAAAUAAGAUUCAACCUUUAUGAUCGAUCUGUGAUGAGAACUGUCCCCCAAAAUAAGAUGAAGCAACACUAUGACGAUUUACGCAUGAUAGCUUCAAUAGUCGCUGAGAAAACACGGGAGAACUACGUUAAACUUCAACCUGGAGAGGUUUGGAUCGUUGACAACUGGACAGUACUUCACGGUAGGGCAGGGUAUCAAGGAUCUCGACACCUUGGUGGAAGUUACGUUUCACGUACCGACUGGCAGAGUAAGGCUACGGUUCUGGGUCUUAUCAAUUGUUGAAGAUUCAUGACAGGUCUUUAACUUUAUUUACCAUCAAAUGUACAGAACGAAAAUCAAGCCAGCAGAAAUUUAGAAAUAUAACAAGACAUUCCUGUCGGAUAUGUUCUCAAGUCUAAAACA
This is a messenger RNA of Athalia rosae (coleseed sawfly), 2905 nucleotides long. RefSeq names its product trimethyllysine dioxygenase, mitochondrial. The coding region runs from base 1817 to 2785 and encodes 322 amino acids. Gene Ontology annotation, biological process: carnitine biosynthetic process. Gene Ontology annotation, cellular component: mitochondrion. The record is from RefSeq and is a predicted model, not a curated record. Lineage: Eukaryota; Metazoa; Arthropoda; Insecta; Hymenoptera; Athaliidae. The transcript has 5 exons. Gene Ontology annotation, molecular function: trimethyllysine dioxygenase activity; iron ion binding.